Frankliniella occidentalis (western flower thrips) is the source of this 2071-nucleotide messenger RNA. RefSeq names its product chromobox protein homolog 3. Gene Ontology annotation, cellular component: pericentric heterochromatin. Lineage: Eukaryota; Metazoa; Arthropoda; Insecta; Thysanoptera; Thripidae. The record is from RefSeq and is a predicted model, not a curated record. Gene Ontology annotation, biological process: negative regulation of transcription by RNA polymerase II; chromatin organization. The transcript has 5 exons. Gene Ontology annotation, molecular function: chromatin binding. Bases 118 to 1101 code for a protein of 327 amino acids.
UCCACUCACUGACCUCGGUAGUCGCGGCGAUUCGGCUUUCUGUGCUGUUGUGUGUUUUGUUUGGUGGUGUUUUGGUGAUAUUGACCAUUAGUAUUUUUUUGAAUCACUGGCUUGACGAUGCGGCGAGUUACUAAAGCGAAGGCAUCCGAUAUGGGUUGUGGUACUGGUAAAAAAGCUUCCAGGUCUCUCAAGGCUGGCAAGAAAGGUUCUGAAGCCGAAGAUGACGCCGAGGGUGGUGUAUCACCGAACCCUUCGACGUCACUCAAUGAAAAUGGCAGUCCAAAUGUCCCGAAGAAUGAGGACUCUGAUGAUGAAGCCGAAACUUUCGAGGUUGAGAUGAUACUAGGAUCACGUGUACGACAUGGAAAGCAACAGUUCAAAAUCCGCUGGAAGGGAUAUGGACCAGCAGAUGAUACAUGGGAAGAUGAAGAAAAUGUGGACUCCCCCGAACUUAUUGCCGCCUACCUUAGAGGGUCGCCUGACGAGGAUAAAGUUAAGAAGUCUCCGAAAAAGAAUCUUAAAAUUCCACCUCGGCAAAAAGGAAAAAAACGAAGCAACACAUCAGAGCUCAAAGAGAAACCAGCCAAGAAACCAAAACCAGAGAACGACGAUGAAAAUGCUGAGUGGGAAGUGAGCAAAAUAGUUGAUUAUGUAGAACUUAAGGAUGGAACCCGUCAGUUUCUUGUGCGAUGGAAAGGAUUUACCUCUAAGGAAAACACAUGGGAGCCAGAAGCAAAUUUGAACUGUGCAGACCUUAUUGAAAAAUUUUUAGCAUUGAAACACCAGCAAGAUGAAACCACCCGAGAAACGCGAGAAGUUCGUAAGCAAGUGUUCAAGUAUAACCCUGAAUUGACUAAACGUAGUAGUCAGCGAUCAUCAACCAAAAGAAGUGGUGGUGAUAGCAGUGUGGAUGGCCCGGGUAACAUCACUUCACACAGCUAUUUUCAGCGUGGAGAUUCAUCCUUACAACGUUCACCAAUUAAUUUGUCAAAUAGGCCUACUCUCUCAUCAUGGCGCAAAUCACGAGGCUCUUACACAUUUAGUUCCAAAGAAAACAGUCCAUGGUACUCAAAUUUGUCAUCAAAUUGUGUUGUCAUGUAGCUGGGGUAAUGCUCAGAGAGUGAGCAAUUUUAGAGCCCUUCCAAUGAAACUUGUUACAGAAUACUCUCAGAUACUUGGAGAUUUAAUCAAAAUCUGAAUGAAUUGGUGCAAUACCUUGAACCAUUGUUUAGUAUUUACCCUGUAUUAUUGCUAUUACCUUUUUUUUAUUUUUGGUAUUAUUAUUUUUAUCUGCAUCAUUUUCAUCGUCAUUAUCAUUUUUAAUGUAUUUGUUCUCAUGAGUUAAAAUGAUCUCGCCCUCCUAACUUUUAUUUAAGCGUUAGAUUCCUGAUAAAGUAUAGGAUUUUUUGAAACCAGUGUCAAUCUUGCUUUUGUGAUUCAAAAGUCAUAACUCGUUAUAACUGCAUGAUUUUUAAAUUUGAUUUUACAAAUGUAAUGCUCUCUAUACCAUAAUUUCUGUGUCUUGUGUUUAUCUUGUGUAAUUACAAUUCCGUAAUUACAAUGCUGCCGUUAUUAUUAGGGUGUAGUUAUUUUUUUUUUUUUUAAUGACUUAUGAGUUUUAUUUCGUGUGUGUUGCUAUUAUUAGUAACAUCUAUUUAUGCUGUAUGUUUCUGAAGAGUUUUCAUUACAAUAGGGUGGUGUAGUUUUCAUCAGAAUUGCACCAAAUACCCAGAGCACAGCACAGACCUAUUCCUUAGGAACUUGCAAUAAAUUUUAGAAAACCCUCAUCCUAAGUUUUGUUGCUUAGUUAUUUUUGUUUUUGUUUUUUAGUUUGCCCUAAUUUUAUCUCACUGUACUUGUACUCAUGUUUUAAGGUCUUGAAAUUAAAAACCAAAAUACUAAUCACUUAGUUUUUAAAGUGUAGGAAGUGCAUUGGUUUUACUUUUCUUUGGCCAAUCACAAUCAUCCAUUUGUAUGAAAUGGGAGUAAAGGAAAACUAUCUUUUGACUAUCUGUAAAUUUUUAGAUUUUAGAUCUAUAUUUGUGCAAUCAAAUAAAUCUUCUAAAUUAUA